AUGAGCAAGUUUCUCACCACUAGCGGUACGCGCAAGCAUAUCAAGUUGGAAAACAACUAUUACUCCAAGGAUACUCCUGACGUCCAAAUCUCGAAAGUGUUGGAGGACCAAAAGAAAAUGAACGGUGGCGGCAACCUGAAGAACUGGUCGCUGAGCGCUCGUAAGGAAUUGGCAGGAGGGAAAAGCGCCGCCUUUCUCGUGCCCAUAUUCUCAAAGAACCAUGAAGCUAAAACUUGGAGCUACGAGGCCCCGAAACUCGCCAUGGUGGUUGCUUCGCCUGUUCUUCGAGACCAUUUCGUGCAGAAUCCCGAGUCAACCGAGUUUCAUGCACUUAAUUCCCAUUUCAAGGCCAAGGCUAUUGAAGCGAUAGCGCACUGGCUACGAAUUGCUAUGACUGUGCCGGAGCUACGCAACAUCCAGUUGUCGAAGAUCUCCCCGACUAUGAGCAACGCGGAUCUCAAAGAUUCUCUGGACUUGCGAGUUGCUAUGCAGCUACUUGGCAUGAGCCAGUACAUCGAUCACUUUGCGUCGAAGUAUCAGUCCACGCUGGUAUAUCCUGGACCAUCCGCUGCGAAUUCGAAUGCCACCACUCUUCGAGUCCCACAUACGGAUGAGGCGCGCACUAUACUUGACCACGCAGUCAUGCCUGCCCAGAACGGUCGCGACGAGGUGGUAGAUGCACUUGCGUAUCACUUGGUUGUAUUGAAGAAGAAGAAGAUGUUGGGUGCUGAGUGGACCGCUUUCCUGGCAGACUUCACGAAUCUUAUGCUUAGCCAUGCAAUGAAGCUUGCAGAGGCCCGAUUCACAGAGAAGGUCAAGAAGGAACGCAAGGAGCGGGAGAAGACCAAGAAGGACGGACGUCGGAGGGAGGCCGAAGGAGGCACCAAGAAGGACAAGAUCACAGCUAGUGAUGCCCUGAAGAACAGCAAGGGUGCCCACGAGGCGAAGCCGACUCUGUCGAAGAGCAGGACGACUAACCUCUUCGACCUCUUGUCAGAAGAGGACGAGUAG
This is a messenger RNA of Didymosphaeria variabile, 1011 nucleotides long. RefSeq lists its product as uncharacterized. The coding region runs from base 1 to 1011 and encodes 336 amino acids. NCBI's taxonomy places the organism in Eukaryota, Fungi, Ascomycota, Dothideomycetes, Pleosporales, Didymosphaeriaceae. The transcript has 4 exons. The record is from RefSeq and is a predicted model, not a curated record.